Molecule: messenger RNA, 5146 nt
Organism: Cynoglossus semilaevis (tongue sole)
Lineage: Eukaryota; Metazoa; Chordata; Actinopteri; Pleuronectiformes; Cynoglossidae
Gene: pds5b
Product: PDS5 cohesin associated factor B
Exons: 35
Coding region: 154-4389 (1411 amino acids)
Biological process (GO): DNA repair; mitotic sister chromatid cohesion
Cellular component (GO): nucleus; chromatin
Molecular function (GO): DNA binding
Source: RefSeq, a predicted model, not a curated record
CGCUGUGCUCUCGCGGAUGUCUCGUACCCAUGGGCACUGGAUAUCCACACACAUAUUGGCGCCAUUUUGGAGCUAGAGGAGGGGGAAGAGAGCUGCAGAGGAGGACACGAUUGAUCACAAUUCAUCGUAACAGGCAGUGAAGAGCUAAAGAGGAUGGCUCACUCUAAAGCUCGAGCUGCAGACGGGAAGGUGACCUACCCUCCAGGGGUCAAGGAGAUAUCUGACAAAAUCUCCAAGGAGGAAAUGGUUCGCAGGUUAAAGAUGGUUGUGAAAACUUUCAUGGACAUGGACCAGGACUCAGAAGAAGAAAAGGAGCUGUACCUGAACCUAGCCCUCCACCUGGCCUCAGACUUCUUCCUCAAACAUCCAGACAAGGAUGUGCGUCUGCUGGUGGCCUGCUGUCUGGCAGACAUAUUUAGGAUUUAUGCCCCUGAGGCACCCUACACCUUCCCUGAAAAACUAAAGGACAUCUUCAUGUUUAUCACCAGACAGCUCAAAGGCCUGGAGGACACCAAAAGUGCUCAGUUCAACAGAUACUUCUACCUGCUCGAGAACAUUGCUUGGGUGAAGUCCUACAAUAUUUGCUUUGAGCUUGAAGACAGCAAUGAGAUCUUCACACAGCUAUACAGGACACUCUUCCAGGUCAUCAACAAUGGUCACAACCAGAAGGUGCACAUGCAUAUGGUGGACCUGAUGAGCUCCAUCAUCUGUGAGGGGGACACUGUGUCCCAGGAGCUGUUGGACACCGUCCUGGUCAACCUUGUCCCGGCACACAAGAAUUUGAAUAAACAAGCUUAUGACCUGGCGAAGGCUUUGCUGAAGAGGACAGCCCAGGCCAUUGAACCUUACAUCACCAACUUCUUCAACCAGGUGCUGAUGCUGGGGAAGACCUCGGUCAGUGACCUGUCUGAACAUGUGUUUGACCUCAUUUUGGAGCUUUACAACAUUGACAGCCAUCUGCUCCUGUCUGUGCUGCCACAGCUGGAAUUCAAACUCAAGAGUAAUGAUAAUGAUGAGAGGCUGCAGGUGGUAAAGCUGCUGGCGAAGAUGUUUGGAGCCAAGGACUCGGAGCUGGCUGCACAGAACAAACCACUCUGGCAGUGUUACCUGGGGAGGUUCAAUGACAUCCAUGUACCCAUCAGACUGGAGUGUGUGAAGUUUGCCAGUCACUGUCUGAUGAACCACCCAGACUUGGCCAAAGACCUCACAGAAUUCUUAAGGGUCAGGUCACAUGACCCGGAGGAGGCCAUCCGCCAUGAUGUCAUUGUCUCCAUAGUAACCGCAGCCAAGAAGGACUUGUCUCUAGUCAAUGAUGCAUUGCUUAACUUUGUGAAGGAAAGGACACUUGACAAAAGAUGGCGGGUACGUAAGGAAGCCAUGAUGGGCCUGGCAUCCAUCUACAGAAAGUACUCUCUGCAGGGAGAGGGAGGCAGGGAGGCUUCGAAGCAGAUUUCCUGGAUCAAAGACAAGCUGCUCCAUAUCUAUUACCAGAACAGCAUUGACGACAGGUUACUGGUGGAACGUGUCUUUGCCCAGUACAUGGUUCCCCACAACCUGGAAACAGCAGAGAGGAUGAAGUGUCUCUAUUACCUGUAUGCUACACUGGACACAAACGCGGUCAAAGCUCUGAAUGAAAUGUGGAAAUGCCAGAAUAUGCUACGAAACCACGUCAAAGACCUGUUGGACUUAGUCAAAAAACCCAAGUCUGAAACCUCAAGCAAAGCUGUGUUUGCCAAGGUCAUGGUGAUUACGAGAAAUUUGCCCGACCCAGGCAAAGCCCAGGACUUUGUGAAGAAGCUGGCCCAGGUGUUGGACGAUGAUGAGCGAAUAAGAGAUCAGCUGGAAACUUUAGUCAGUCCCAGCUGCUCCUGCAAACAGGCUGAAGUUUGUGUGAAAGACAUCACCAAAAAGCUUGGCAGUCCAAAACAGCCCAGUAAUCCCUUCCUGGAAAUGGUCAAGUUCCUUCUGGAGAGGAUCGCUCCUGUACACAUAGACACAGAAUCCAUCAGUGCUUUGAUAAAACAAGUCAACAAAUCUAUAGAAGGGACGGCCGAUGACGAGGAAGAGGGCGUCCCUACAGAAGAGGCCAUCAGAGCAGGGCUGGAACUACUCAAGGUGCUGUCGUUCACCCAUCCCGUGUCGUUCCACUCUGCAGAGACGUUUGAGUCUCUGCUGGGAUGUUUGAAGAUGGACGACGAGAAGGUGGCCGAGGCUGCUCUGCAGAUCUUCAAGAACACAGGCAGCAAGAUGGAAGAGAGUUUCCCUCACAUUAAAUGUGUUUUACUGCCAGUGCUGCAGGCGAAAGCCAAGAGAGGCCCGCCUCGCCAGGCCAAGUAUGCAAUCCACUGCAUCAAUGCCAUGUUCACCAACAGAGACACACACUUUGCCCAAAUCUUUGAGCCUCUGCACAAAGGCCUGGACACUUCUAACCUGGAGCAGCUCAUCACUCCCCUGACCACCCUUGGUCACCUGGCACAGCUGGCCCCAGAACAGUUCGCUGCACCGCUAAAAUCUCUAGUUGCCAACUUCAUCGUUAAAGAUCUGCUCAUGAAUGACAGGGUACACACUGUAGCUACAAUUCCAGGCAAAAAGACGACCAAACUUUGGGUUCCGGAUGAUGAAGUGUCCCCGGAGACCAUGGCCAAGAUCCAGGGCAUUAAGCUGAUGGUCAGGUGGCUGCUGGGAGUGAAGAACAACCAGAGCAAAUCGGGCAACUCCACCCUGAGGAUGCUGACUGCAAUACUGCACAGUGACGGAGACUUAACAGAACAGGGACGGAUGGGUAAACCAGACAUGUCCAGGCUGCGGCUGGCAGCAGCAUGUGCCCUGCUGAAGCUGGCUCAGGAGCCUUGUUAUCACGAGAUAAUCACGCUGGAGCAGUAUCAGCUAUGUGCCCUCGUCAUCAACGAUGAGUGCUACCAGGUGCGACAGUGUUUUGCUCAGAAGCUUCACCGCGGCCUGUGCCGCCUCCGUCUUCCUUUGGAAUACAUGGCAGUGUUCGCUCUGUGUGCCAAGGAUCCGGUGAAAGAGCGGAGAGCUCACGCUCGCCAGUGUCUGGUGAAAAACGUCAACAUACGGCGAGAGUACCUCAAACAGCACGCGGCCAUCAGUGACAAGCUGCUGUCUCUACUUCCUGAGUAUGUAGUGCCGUACACCAUCCACCUCCUGGCACACGACCCCGACUACGUCAAAGUACAAGACAUCGAACAGCUCAAAGAAAUCAAAGAGGCUCUGUGGUUCGUUCUGGAGAUCAUCAUGGCCAAGAAUGAGAACAACAGUCACGCCUUCAUCAGGAAAAUGGUGGAGAAUAUUAAACAGACGAAAGACGCUCAGUGUCCCACCGAUGUCAAAACUAAUGAGAAGCUGUACACGGUGUGUGACGUAGCCAUGAACAUCGUCAUGUCAAAGAGCACCACCUACAGUCUGGAAUCCCCGAAAGAUCCUGUGCUGCCUUCAAGUUUCUUCACUAAACCAGACAAGAAUUUCAGCAACACAAAAAAUUAUCUCCCAGCUGAGAUGAAGUCGUUCUUUACACCAGGAAAGCCCAAGGCGGCCAACGUUUUAGGCGCAGUAAACAAACCGCUGUCAUCGGCCGGGAAACAGAUUCAGAGCAAAGCUUCUCGUAUGGAAACCGCCAGCAACGACGACUCCUCGUCCAACCCGGGUUCACCACAGCGCACCAAGACCAGGCUCGACAGCAAAGAAAUGGAUCACAGUGAAAACGAAGAUUUCAGCCUGAAGAGUUUGGACAGCACUGACAAGGAAAUUGAAAAACCCCGGGGUCGCAAACGCGGCGUCACCUCCGCUGAUGACCAGGACAGCAAACCCAAGCGCGGGAGGAAAAAGGCCUCGGUGAACACAACUGCGGUAGCCGAAUCUGAGGACUUAUGGGACGAAGACAACCGGCCGGAGGACGAACAGAACAGCCCGCCCAAAAAGCGCAGGGGUCGCCCUCCGAAGUCUGCGUCCAGUCAGGACACGCCUGUCAAGGGGAAAAGAGGAAGGAAGAAGGCAGCGCCGCCACCCGAGGAUGACGACGAAGAUGAGGAGGAAGAAGAAGAGGAAAGGGAAGAGGAGGAGCCGGAGGAAGAGGAGGAAGAGGACGACGACAGGAGCAGCGAAAGUAUGGAGGUGAAGAGCAAAGGAGGAAGGCAAACGAGGACACCGCGGCGAUCACAGGGCUCUGACUCGACAGAGUUCACACCACAGAAGAGGAGAGGACGUCCACCCAAAUCAGCCCAGCCACCUGCAAAGAAACCAGCCCGUGGUGGGCGAUCGAAGGCAGCUGCUUCUAAAGACGACUCUGGGGAGGAAGAUGAAGAGGAGGAGGAACAGGAGGAGGAGCCAACGCCCAAGGGUCGUAAGAAGGCAGCAGGGCGACGAAGAUGAGCUCGAACAGGAACAACGACAGGAGCCCUUGCUUUCUUUUACGCUAAAGUCUUGGAGGAAUGUUGUAGGAAAGAAAAAAAAAACAUGGACAUGAACUUUUUAAACUUUUCAUACGCCGAUGCCCCCUACUGUUACACAGGUUCACACACUUGCAUAUGCCACACGCACACUGCGUCAGUACACCCCUGCCAUCAGCUGUGGUUCGUUGCGUUGUGCUGCAUUGUGACGACGUUUGCCACAUUAAGUAGAUCUACUUUUAACAGGAAAAAAAAUGACAAAAAAUCCCUUCUUGUAAAUAGUCUGGUGUUUGUUUCAUGUUCUGUUGUUGUGUUUUUGAUGCUGACUGGACGGAUGCUGCACAGCCUUUACCCACUCUUAUUAUUGUUAUUAUUAUUAAAGUGCUCCCAUAAAGCAUUAUCAAUGAUCAAUGCUCCCACUUUGUCCUCCUUUUAAAGAGAUUAACCUUUACCAUGGUCAUCUUGUGUGAUGUCAUUUUAUUUUGGAAGGACGACAUAAAUUUUUGUAAACGCUCUUUUUUUUUUACUACGUAUUAAAAAAACGUUUCUGAGCUAUGUCCCAACAUGGUUGCCCCUGGAAGAGAAUGUAGUUUUCACCUCAUGUUUAGGUUUGUAUUUACUGAUAGACGGAAGUCAUGAGCAGCUGUGGUUUGUAGUGACGGUCACCGCUGAUGAACUCGGCCUCGCAUCCACCCAGUCACAUCAUCUGUUCUAUCAAUAUAAUUCUCUAUAAAACCUGA